Messenger RNA from Ceraceosorus bombacis, 920 nucleotides. The record is from the annotation of a GenBank genome assembly. Lineage: Eukaryota; Fungi; Basidiomycota; Exobasidiomycetes; Ceraceosorales; Ceraceosoraceae.
AUGUUCUCUUCUCGAGCCGUUUCAGCACUUCGCGCCGCUGCCGCGGCCAGGCCCGCUUUGGCUCGCUCCGCCGUCCCAGCUCUAGCUCGUCGUGGAUACGCCGAGGCCGUCAGCGACAAGCUUCAGCUUGAGCUCAUCCUUCCUCACGCUGUGAGUAGAUUACCCCUUGCUCAGCGGAGCAAUCGUCGCUGCUGUGCCGACAGUGACGUAGGAGCUGACCGGUAUCCUUGCUUUGCAUGUUUCCCCUUGGCAGGCUCUCUACCAGGGAGAAGUCACACAGGUGAACCUCAGCAGCACUUCGGGUGACAUGGGUAUCCUUGCUUGUGCGUAGCAGCCCGGUGCACGGCCUCAGCUAAGCGUGGACUCUUUGGUGUGUCUCACAAUCGGAUCGUGCUGACCAUGAGUCGGUCCGCAUUCCACAGCUCACGUUCCCUCCGUGGAGCAACUCGCACCCGGUCUGGUGGAGGUUAUUGAGUCGAGCGGUACCAAGCGUUGGUUUGGUGAGUUUAUCACAUGGAAGCGCUCGGCAGAGGAAGAAUGGUGGAGGCAGCUACGGAGGCUCAGUUGCAGCGUUGCACACGCUUCAAGCAGUCGACCAGGGCUUUACGCAACUCAACGUGGCUUGAGGCCGGCUCGUCCUUCCAGAAGCGAUGCCCUACGAGAAAGGCUGACCCAAACACGCUCGUGCACUGCAUGGCUUGACAGUCUCGGGUGGCUUCGCCACGGUCCACCCAAACAACAAGCUUACCAUCAACGCCAUUGAGGCCUACGAGCUGGACCAAUUCUCGCCCGAAAACCUCAGAAAUGCGCUCUCCGAGGCUCAACGUGUCGCAUCAGGUUCAGGCAGCCCCGAAGCCAAGGCCGAGGCAGAGAUCGAAGUCGAGACUCUUACCGCUCUGCAAGCCGCUUUGAGCCGCUAA